AUGUAUAUUCUCUCUCUCUCUCUCUCUCUCUGUGACGUUUCCUUGUCCGUUUACCAAAUUUUGAUUUUCGUCAUUUCGUUUUUUUUUUAUUCUUCAUUUCUCUCUCUUUUUUUCUUUCGGUGUUUUCAUUAUUUUUUUUCUUUCCUUUUUCUUCCUUACUUCUUUUUUAUGCCUUCUUUCUUUCUUUUUUCUUUCUUUCUUUCUUUCUUUCUUUCUUUUGUGUUCUCUUCGCUUUUUUUCUCUAUACGUUCCUUUUUCUUUCUUUUCAAUUUUGUUCAGGCAGCUUUAAUUCUUGUCUCAUCUUCUCUCUUACAUCUUGUUAUCACUUUCUUUUCUCUCUUUCUUUUCCUUUCAGAUUUUCAUCUAUCUAUCUAUCUCAUAACUCAGCAGACACACACAGACUCUCUGUCUCUUUCUCUUUCCAUCUCUAUAAAUAAAUCAAGGAUUCUUUCACUUUUCUUUUUCACACUUCUCUACAUUUUCUCUCCUUUCUUCGCUUUUUUUUUAUUAUUUUAUACUAAACUUAUCAAUAAAAAAAAAAAGAAAAUGAUUUUUCCAAACUUUUUCUCCUUGAUGUUCUCUCUCCCCCAAUAA
Messenger RNA from Acanthosepion pharaonis, 594 nucleotides. The record is from the annotation of a GenBank genome assembly. NCBI's taxonomy places the organism in Eukaryota, Metazoa, Mollusca, Cephalopoda, Sepiida, Sepiidae.